Anopheles maculipalpis is the source of this 1227-nucleotide messenger RNA. Its product is annotated as RNA-binding region-containing protein 3. Gene Ontology annotation, cellular component: U12-type spliceosomal complex. Gene Ontology annotation, molecular function: U12 snRNA binding; pre-mRNA intronic binding. Gene Ontology annotation, biological process: mRNA splicing, via spliceosome. The transcript has a single exon. Lineage: Eukaryota; Metazoa; Arthropoda; Insecta; Diptera; Culicidae. The record is from RefSeq and is a predicted model, not a curated record. Bases 7 to 1227 code for a protein of 406 amino acids.
CCAACCAUGACGUCGAUUACGUUAAGAAUUUUCAAUUUUCCUCCCAUGUUUACCAGUGUCGAUGUACGUGAAUUUUUACACCUGUUUGGAUUGGAAACGGUUCGUUUUAUCAAAAGGCGAAACACAGACGGUGCGAUUGUGAGCGUAGAUAAUGAAUCCGAAGCACGUCUGGUGAUAGCGCGCCUGCAUCAGUUGCUAAUCAAAACACACCGAUUAAAAGUUGAGUAUACGAAUGAGGCUGAGCCUAGUUCGCCCAACUGCUUCGAUCGGAAAGACGCUACAAGGAAUAGGAAUAUGACCGCCCCAGGAGAGCGUUGUUUUACGCUUGGAUUUGAUUCAUUCCCACCGCCACAUCUUGCGUACCGGUAUCCAAAGUGUUCGCCAGAAAUUCUAGAAAACAUCACCACAGAGCUUGCCUCGAACACUGCGCUCUACUAUCAGACGCUACAUUUGAUGAACAAAAUGAACUUGAAACCACCAUUUGUAGAUCGUCAGAAAAUCGACCCAAUCGCCUCCGUAUCGGAGGGGCUGGAAGAUCGUCUCGCGACUGCAACAGAUACACUAUCGGACGAAGAAUCGGAGCUAGAAUCGGACGCAGAAUUGAGCAGUGUGGGAAAGGCAAAGACGACUUCCGGUUUGCUGAAACGCACCAUGAAAGUAGUUAAUUACCAGUCUACGCCACCAGAACCACCACAAAGCGCAUUGAAGGCACCGAAAAGGGCGAAACUGGAAAUACACAUCUCUGGAGCAUCAUUAACAACGUCGGAUGAGAGCCUUCUUACCUCGGAUUCUCCUCAAGCACCACCGGAAGAGGUAUCAUCCGUAUUGGAGGAAUGUCCGACACAAAUAUCCAUUGCUAAUAUAUUAAGCAAUCGAAUCCCAGACGACCAACGGACCACGUUGAACGUUUUCCAAAACUACAGCCCAGGCGAACCCACCAACAAGCUGUACAUUAAAAAUCUCUCCAAGCAAGUGACGGAACAGGAUCUGGUAGCGGUGUUUAGCGCUUUCUUCCCAGACAAAUUGCUGCGCGCGAUCGAUGUUAGGUUGAUGAAAACGGGUAGAAUGAAGGGUCAAGCAUUUGUUACAUUUGUUGCUGCGGAGGAUAGUGAAGAAUUGUCUGAUAGUGGCGUAUUUAAGGCAUGUAUUGAGAAAGCACUAACUACAGUGAAUGGGUACAUAUUGAAAGACAAACCAAUUGUAGUUUCGUAUGCCAAAAAGUCAUGA